Effrenium voratum is the source of this 2369-nucleotide messenger RNA. The record is from the annotation of a GenBank genome assembly. Lineage: Eukaryota; Dinophyceae; Suessiales; Symbiodiniaceae.
AGUGACAUUUCGGCGUGACUUUUGUGAUUGAUUGCCCACAAUGAGACAUGCCCACAGAAAGCCAUGGCUUCUCUUCCUGCUCAUGGUAGCUUCUGACCUGUGCUUCAUCCAGACGGUUCGCAACCGUGCACAUUCGAGCAUCGCCCUGAAGAGCAUUGGCAACAGUCAGGAUGGAAGACCAGCACUACGUCCUCCGUUUCGGUUCCACACAUUGGCAAGCGAGGCUGCUAUAAAAGAAGGUCUGGAAGUCGAGCAGUAUUUAUCCAAUGUGUUGCAACGGCAAGAUGACUUCAUGAAAACCAACGAAGUGGUUGACAGGGGCGAUUUUUUAGAGUCACUCCGGCAAGCAAUGCGCUCAACACAAUUGUCACUCGUACUUGGAGGGAAAAAUCUCGGCAAGACGCUGAUGCGCAAGCGAACCGUGCGCGAGCUUGAAAACGAGCCCAACGCAAACCUGACGUUCAUGGAUGUGAACAUGAGGGAGCAGCCCAGCAAAGAGCUCUUCAAGGCUAUCUUGGGCAGAGUAGCAUCCAAACGCUCUGAUUGGGCUGGAAUCCUGCAAAAGGUGGCUUCAAGCCUUGCGAGUGCAGUAGCAAUUGGCACGAAUCCGGGGGUCGUAGCGCCAGCCGCUGCAACACCGAUAUCUGCUGCAGUAAAAGUGCUAGUCGACUCAUUGACAUCGACUGACAGGGAGCAGACCUUGUUGGAGCUAAUAGACACCUUCCGCACCGAAGGCAAUGACACAUGCAUCCUCGUGGACGAGGCCAAUAUAGCAUUGCCAGCAGGUGAGGACCCGGAGAAUAUCCACAAUGCGAGGCAAGCAUUGCAAUACUUCGUCAUGCUUACCAAGGAAGCAAAAAAAACAGGCGUGGUGCUCAUCACUUCAGACUUUGGCUAUCCUUUCCGGCUUCGCAACUGCGGCAUGAACCUGCAAGAUAUCCAACGCAUCAUCAACGUGAACGAAGUGCCCAAAGCGGACAUGCUGCAGCUCAUGGUGGACAGAUGGGGCAUGAGUGAGGACCUCGGAAAGGAGUUCUUCAGCUACUUCGGUGGAAACAUUGAUCUUUGCUCCGCAGCAGUGAAGGAGUUGGCAAGGAAGAGGAGUGCUUUGGAUCCAUUUUGCAUUGUGGACUGCCCGGGCUUACCAGCUUGCGCUGCUGACCCUGAUGCAAAGACACAUUUGCAAAACAUGCUGGAACAGGGGUGGUCUCCAGUUUACAAUCUGAAGCUAGAUGCUGCUGCAAAGCUCAUCGCUGAAGAGAACGUAGGUGGCAUCGUUGCGAAGAGGUCAGAGUAUUUUGACCAACCCGAAAACAUGUGGAAUGGAAAUCAUGAAUUUGCCCUUGUACCAUCGGGCACGCUGAUGAGAUGGAAGAUUGGGAAGGAGCUGGCAAGGAUGGAGAGCAUGGAGAGCAUUGGCAAAGUUGCCUCGCAACCACCCCCAGCAGUGUGGGUCUGUCAGCUGGGAAGCCCUGAUGGCAAGGACUUUGAGAUCGUCGGCAACGCAUUCAAAAUCACUGCUAGUGUUUCAGAUGUGGAUGACUUGAAGAAAGCCAUCAAGCAGGAGAAGCCAAACCGAGUCAUAUGCGAUGCUGAUGAAAUUGACAUUUACAGCAAAGAGGACGGCCGCUGGGUCAAGGAAGCCAAGAUGUCAGCAAGUCUGCACAACACAGAUGAGGCAGACUGCUACGGAUUCAUGUUACCAGCUGGAGCUGCUGGAGCCGCAUAGCUUGAGGCUACUGCUAGCUGUGGUCACUUGCUAUUCUCGGCUGAGGCAAUGCUGGGGCACAACGUUUCACGUCGUGCAGUGACAAAGGGUGCAGUCGCAGGAGCAAGGCUCUGAUACCAUGCUCUUUGUUGCUGUGGGUUACGGCGCCGCCAAAACAACGGAGCAACUUGGCCUCCAGUUUCCAACCUCUUUUUGCAUCGCCUUCAAGUGUUCCACUCGAAUGUUUGCCUGACAUUUUGCGAUACCCGACGUCCAUGAAUUAGAAACAGGAUGUUGAAUUUGGGCGUUGGUGUUGGGAGCUGGGUUUGGCCUGUUCAAAUGAUGAGGGAUGCGAGGAUCUAAAUUGCACGUGUGACACACGUUCUUUUGCAUCCAUGAGUUUGCCGUACCGCUUCGAGUCGAAUGGCCUGAAGGAUGAAGAUCUUCCACGCGUUACAUGCGUCUUCAGUGACCUAAGCUGCCUCACCAGAUGCCACCUAGCAGCCGCUCGCAGAGGUCAUGCGUUUUGCCAAAGCCAGAGGUCGUGAACGGCGGUUUUCGGAGGACGACAACAAGCUGCAUUCUGGUGUUAGUUUGACGCUGCGGAGCAGCGCGUGGCUUGCUCACAACUUCCCCUGGAGCGGUUGUCCGCCGGAUACUG